Molecule: messenger RNA, 688 nt
Organism: Danio aesculapii
Lineage: Eukaryota; Metazoa; Chordata; Actinopteri; Cypriniformes; Danionidae
Exons: 4
Coding region: 9-662 (217 amino acids)
Source: RefSeq, a predicted model, not a curated record
UCAAGAAAAUGAUGCAGCAUACUUUUUCAAGGAGGCAGGAGGUUCUUCAGGAGCCAGCAAUUGCAGAGUUUGUAGACAGAUGGCCGGCACUUUUUGACAUCUGUGAGAUCAACUUUGAAUUUAUGCGACUGACAACUGUACCUCUGACCUCCAAAUUCCUUGGAGAACUGGACUGUCACUCUGGCAAACUGAUAGAGAUUUUUAAUGCCAAAGGUGGUGCUGCAGGAAGAAAGAUCAGCGCCAUAAUGGCCCAGAUGAAUAAUAAUGAAGAUGUCAAUGUGAGGCGAGAUUGUGUGAUGAGCUGUCUGAGCAUCUAUCUCAAUGAAGACCUGGACACACUUGUUAAAGAAUAUGUGGACAUUGAAUCCAGAGAGGCAGAGGAAGACAUGGCAGGAAAGACCAUGGGCAUCUACAAAGUACAAUCAGAGGAUCAUGGUCAAGGUGAUGGACGCUUCACUGAUGUCCGUGUUGUGCUGGAAGGUGUGGAGGUUCUCCACAACCUGCAGAGUGUCACUCAUGCAUGCGUUAUGUUAUAUGGCCUGAUCUACGCGCUCAAUUUGAACUACCCUAAAAGCCUGAAGUGUACAUUUGAGGUGUACCAAAAAAUCCUGAUGGACCUGGACUCAACCAAGCUUUCCCCGAAAGUACAGACACUGGACUGAAAAUGGACUGGACUGAAAAUGGAUCU